This is a messenger RNA of Monodelphis domestica (gray short-tailed opossum), 1511 nucleotides long. RefSeq names its product protein phosphatase 1 regulatory subunit 35 (gene PPP1R35). The record is from RefSeq and is a predicted model, not a curated record. Gene Ontology annotation, biological process: positive regulation of centriole elongation; positive regulation of cilium assembly; negative regulation of phosphatase activity. Gene Ontology annotation, molecular function: phosphatase binding. Gene Ontology annotation, cellular component: centriole. NCBI's taxonomy places the organism in Eukaryota, Metazoa, Chordata, Mammalia, Didelphimorphia, Didelphidae.
AUAAAGGAUUGGACGUUUAUCUGUCUGUUAUAUGCGGAGUACUUGGUCACUCUGCGUUUGUAAGCUGUUCUAGGUUUAGGAAUGGGCGAAGGACUAAACUUCUUUCAUCGUUUUUCAUGCGAAGCACUGAGGCACUAGUCAAGAAGGCCACCGUCAAUUUAUACCUGGUAAGGUGAAGGAAAGAGAGCAAAGGUCCUCUGGCAGUUGAACAUUCUCGCGUAACGUCAUAGAAGGCGGUGCGGCUGGCAGCCAUUCGUUCGCUUCCGUUUGUCCGUCCCUCCUCCCCGCCCCUCGGGCUUUGCGUCAUGCCCAGGGACUACAGAGAGAACCAGAGUAGGAGUAGUCAAUCCUCAUCAUCUUUUGAUUGGUCGGGAAGCUCUUCUAUCUAACCCAAGGGAGGGGUUUCAUGUCACUUCGGGGCGGAAACGCUGUUGAAAAACUCGAGGGAGAAGUGACGCGUGAACUUGGGCGGGAGUUGUUCUCCCCGCCUUCUUUUUGAAGCGCUAACGGGUUCAGGUUGCGGCGUCUCUGCCGGAAGGCCUCUGUCUGCUGGUCCUCCGACUUUUUCUUUCCCGUUGAUAUUUCCCGGAUGAUGUUGAGCCGGGGCAAGGGGAGGCUCGGAAGGCCCUGGGUGGAGGGGGUGUCCCUGGGGGCUCCAGGAGUAGAGCCCGAACCCUUUGCCUCCAAGCCGGAACCCGAGCCUGGACUGGACCUGAGCUUGAGUCCUGGCUCCAGAAGCCCUGAACAGCCCUGCUCUAUCUUGCGGCGGGAGGGAGCUCGGGCCGAGGGGCGGAGAGGACGGCAGAGAGCGCGGCAGGUUCGCUUCCACCUGGCCUCCCCAGGUCAGUCUCCCUCUUCCAGAGCGUCCCCAUCACAGGGAAAGCUAUCCACAGGUGAACUUUUGGAGAAGUGUGAAGCCUUAACAUCCCUCGAGUCCCCGGGACUUCAAAGUACUCUGGCCCUGGGACAACAACUGGAGUCUGUUAGAGAGGCCACAGCUCUGGGGCAGUUUGAUGCCCUGAAGGCUGCAGGGGAACAGUUGAAAAGUUCCUUCCUAAGUCGUUGUGAGAUGGAGGAAAACAUAUCAGAGGGUCUUAAUGUGCCUAGAUCCCAAAGGCUCUACCGGGAUCUGGUGAGUCUGCAGGUUCCAAAGGAGCAAGUGUUGAAUGCUGCGUUGAUGGAAAGACUGGCCUUGCUUCCACCACAGCCUCAGGUCCCACCCCACAAGGAGGUUCCAGCGGCAGGUCCAGAACUAAGCAUCUUAUGUGAUCCUCAGUCACUGGCCCAUGAGUCUCCACAUUUAAUACUUGAAGGGUUCCCUCUCUUGAAGCUCAGGCCACAGCCCCAUCCUGCAGAGGAUACUUUCCUCAUGCACCAGACUCUCAGACGGUGGGAUACGUAGUCUUACAGGAUUGUCUUCACUUUUAUUUUUGUAGUGGUGGGAGGGAGGGUGCACAUGUUGGGAUUGUCCUUUACAUUGGGUUUUAUAGAAAUAAAGUUUUUUGAUAAGU